Messenger RNA from Dovyalis caffra, 2169 nucleotides. The record is from the annotation of a GenBank genome assembly. NCBI's taxonomy places the organism in Eukaryota, Viridiplantae, Streptophyta, Magnoliopsida, Malpighiales, Salicaceae.
AUGUUCAUGGAUCAAGGAUUUCAACUUUUGUGCCAUGGGAAAGCAAGGAAAUUGCUUUUUCUAAUGGGAGCAACAGCUGCUAUAGUUAUAGUGGUUCAAUAUUUCGAAUUUCCAUCUAGUAGAGUAUUGGUCUCUCUUUUCUCUGCUGUCAAUAAUAGAAACUUCCUGUCCAGAAAUUCAUUGACAGAUCCAGAAGCGCUAAGUAACAUGACACUUUCAAAUGGUUUAAACACAACUAACGCAGGUAUACUUCAUGAGACAACAAAUAGAGGUGAAGCCUCAGAUAACAAGCAAGAAACAGCCGAAGUUGGCAAAUCGAAAGAAAAGGAACGAAGUCCAAACAAUAACAAUGAAUCGGAAAGGAAAAGAGGCUCAAGUUACAGUUUUAGCUUAGUUUCAAAAGAAACUACAUCAGAUGAUCUUGCAAACCAGGACAAAAUUUCCACAUUGGAGAAUGGCUUAAAGGCAAUUAAUGCCUCUGAAGAAGAGAAGGCUAUGGCACCUGAUAUUUCCUAUAUAAAUGUUGAUAAAGACAUUGCCCUAAUAUCAAGAAGAAACAGAAGCUCAGAUGCUGACCUUGGAUACCCUUCAUCUGCACCACCAAUGAUGAAUACAUUCUCUGAUAAAACAUUUUCAGCUGAUGAAAAUUCAAAUCCGAUGAGUUUUGUGAGCUCAAAUACCUCUUCAGUGAGAAAAGAUGCAGCAGGAACACUUAACGGAGAUGAGAAUUCUGGAUUAUUGCCAGGUAAUUAUUCCCUAUCCAGAAGUGGUUCUUUCUCAUCGAAAGUUAUUGCAGCAAAGAGGAAAAAGUCCAAGAAACCACCAUCCAGAGUGAUCUCAAUACCUCAGAUGAAUGAAUUGCUGCGACAGAGUCAUGCUUCAUCCUCUUCAGUGAAACCACUAUGGCCUUCAGGAGUUGACCAGGAAAUGCUAUUUGCAAAAUCACAGAUUGAGAAUGCACCCAUAAUAAAGAAUGAACCUAGACUUUAUGGACCUAUAUAUCGCAAUGUUUCCAUAUUUAGAAGGAGUUCUGAAUCAGGUUGCACUGGCAGGAGUUAUGAACUAAUGGAGAAGAUGCUCAAAGUUUAUGUCUACCAGGAUGGUGAAAAACCCAUCUUCCAUCAGCCAAUACUGGAUGGAAUAUAUGCAUCAGAAGGAUGGUUCAUGAUGCAUAUGGAAGCUAAUAAAAAUUUUGUUAGUAAAGACCCUGGAAAAGCUCACUUAUUUUACCUUCCUUUCAGCUCGCGACUUCUUGAGUUGACACUUUAUGUACGUCACUCACACAGUCGUACGAAUCUUAUCGAAUACAUGAGAAAUUAUGCAGACAUGAUAGCUGCAAAAUAUUCUUUCUGGAACAGAACUGGUGGAGCAGAUCAUUUUGUUGCUGCAUGCCAUGACUGGGCACCUGCUGAAACUAGGGGACCUCUGCUCAAUAGCAUCAGAGCCCUCUGUAAUGCUGAUAUUGAAGUAGGCUUCAGGAUAGGGAAAGAUGUGUCUCUUCCAGAAACAUAUGUACGCUCAGCUCAGAAUCCUCUAAAAAAUUUGGAAGGCAACCCUCCCUACCAAAGACCUGUCCUUGCUUUCUUUGCAGGCAACAUGCAUGGCUAUGUCAGGCCAAUCCUGCUGGAGCACUGGGGGAAAGAUCCUGACAUGAAAAUAUUUGGUCCAAUGCCUCAUGUCAAGGGUAAUACAAACUACAUUCAACACAUGAAGAGCAGCAAGUUCUGCAUAUGUCCAAGAGGUCAUGAAGUGAACAGCCCACGAAUUGUGGAGGCUAUAUUCCAUGAGUGUGUUCCAGUUAUAAUAUCUGACAACUUUGUGCCUCCAUUUUUUGAGGUUUUAGAUUGGGAAUCCUUUGCUGUUAUUAUCUUGGAGAAAGAUAUCCCAAAUUUGAAGAAUACACUCCUUUCAAUAUCAGAAGAGAAGUACAUAGAAAUGCAUAUGAGAGUGAAGAAGGUACAGCAGCAUUUUCUUUGGCAUACUAAGCCUGAGAAGUAUGAUUUAUUUCAUAUGAUUCUUCACUCAGUUUGGCAUGAGGUGAUUCAAGCAUCUGGUUGUCGGAGCCUAAAAUCUGUGGCCUUCUGUUUACGGACCCUGCUGCUUGCAUGCUUUACGCCUCCUCUGACUGGAACUGUGUUGUUAUCUCUAUCCAUAUCCACAAAUUUGUAG